Leucoraja erinaceus (little skate) is the source of this 3047-nucleotide messenger RNA. It is a transcript of the gene snx5, whose product is annotated as sorting nexin 5. Bases 133 to 1326 code for a protein of 397 amino acids. The record is from RefSeq and is a predicted model, not a curated record. Lineage: Eukaryota; Metazoa; Chordata; Chondrichthyes; Rajiformes; Rajidae. Gene Ontology annotation, molecular function: phosphatidylinositol binding; dynactin binding. Gene Ontology annotation, biological process: pinocytosis. The transcript has 13 exons. Gene Ontology annotation, cellular component: endosome.
GGUGGAGGCGGGAGCUUGGGCAGAGUUACGCGGAGUGAGGAAGGGAGCGGAGCUCUGCGCUGGCCGGGGAACGCGGGGUGAAGCGGCGCUACCUGCAAUAACGCUGCUCUUUUCUUCCUGCCCGAGUGAGCGAUGUCUGAUAGUCCCGCGGUCCUGAGUGAGUGCAACAAGCUGGCUUCCGUAUCCAUGGAAGGAGAGCCCUCGGUGCUGGUCGACAUCCCCGAUGCCCUCAGCGAGAGGGAGAAGGUCAAAUUCACUGUCCACACGAAGACGACCCUGCCAUCUUUCAAGAAGUCUGACUUCUCGGUGAUCAGGCAGCACGAGGACUUUGUGUGGCUACACGACGCUCUGGUGGAGAAUGAGGACUACGCCGGGAUCAUCAUUCCCCCAGCACCUGCCAAGCCCGACUUUGACGUGGCGAGGGAGAAGAUGCAGAAACUGGGCGAGGGAGAAGGAUCGAUGUCCAAGGAAGAGUUCAGUAAAAUGAAGCAAGAACUGGAGGCGGAGUACCUGGCUGUCUUUAAGAAGACGGUAUCCAACCAUGAAGUCUUCCUCCAGCGACUCGCGAGCCACCCCGUGUUGACCAGCGACCACAACUUCCACGUUUUCCUGGAGUAUGAUCAGGAUCUGAGUGUCCGUAGGAAAAACACCAAGGAGAUGUUUGGUGGCUUUCUAAAGAGCAUGAUGAAGACGGCUGACGAAGUCCUCAUCUCCGGGGCCAAGGAUGCGGAUGAAUUCUUUGAACACGAGAAGACAUUCCUAGUGGAAUACGGUACCAAAAUUAAAGACUCUGCACUGAAAGCAGAAAAAAUGACAAGAACUCACAAAAAUGUUUCUGAUGAUUACAUUCACUUAUCCUCUUCCUUUAAUGAGCUCGGCUUGGAAGAAACUUCUCCAUUGACUCAUCACUACAUGAAGCUGGCAGAGCUAUUUGAAAGACUGAGGAAAGUAGAAGGAAGAGUGUCAAGUGAUGAAGACUUGAAGCUAACGGAGCUGUUGAGAUAUUAUGUGAGGGACAUCCAGGCCGCCAAGGAUCUCCUGUACAGGAGGGCCCGUUCUCUGGUGGAUUCUGAAAAUGCCAGCAAGGCUCUGGACAAGGCUCGGAUCAAGGGAAAAGACAUGAAGCAGGCAGAGGUCCAGCAACAACUCAGCAGCCAGAAGUUUGAGAAACUUUCUGACUCUGCCAAGGAAGAGCUGAUGGCUUUCAGAACCAGGAGGGUGGCGGCGUUCCGCAAGAACCUGAUUGAAAUGACGGAGCUGCAGCUGAAACACGCCAAGAACAACGUGCAGAUGUUGCAGAACUGCCUGGCUGCGCUGAGUAACUAGGACAACCGACUGGAGGAGACGGGGGGGUGGGCUUCUCUUCACUAGUGUUUUGUCCACCAGAGUGACGCAUGUAAAACCUGUGGCCUGAUGUCACCGUCCACCCAGUGGCUGUUCCAUGGACUGUGUGCGGCUCCACUCUGACGUUUCGCAGCAUGUGUCCCCACUACUGCUCGACUCCUUAAAGCAUGGAUGAAGUGUAAAGUAUUUUGUAAAGAAGCUAAGCUUUGCUCCACACAAGUGCCUACCUGUAGCCGUACCUCAGUUCCCAAAUCAAAGCUGGACCAAACUUUGUAAGCGGGUGUUCCGAUGCAAAUUUAGUUUUGAUACAAACAAUUGUAAAAUGGACCUCUAAUAAUGCAAAUCUAGAUUUACUACAUGAUGAGUAAAGUCAAAUUGUGUGAAAUUUGUUUUAACAAUUCCUCCGGUUAAUUGUGUGUGAUGACCAAGAUCAUUCUUGAAAUGGUGUGUUGAGUCUUCCUAUUUUUAACCCUGCACUAAUUAUUCCAAACCAAUUACUGUGUUCUCUGUUUACCUUGCCUUUACUAAUCGGACAAGCUAAUGAUGGUCAGGGCUGUUGCAAUGUUUCUCCUCUGCUUCCUCAGUAUAAUUUGUAAGGGUUAAGUUUCAGCAAUUGUAAAAGGGCUUCCAGAGAAACGUCAAGUUUGCACGGAUUGAGUGUGUCCCUUCAAGGGUUAAACGUGCACCCCAUCUCCUUUAUAAUCCCUAUUGUUCAACCCUAUCUUAAAAUCUUGCAGCUAUUUUGGGUAAAACCCUCUGAAAUGGGCAUCCUCUUUAGUAACAGUUUUUUUUACCCCUGCUUUUGUAAAAGGAUAUUAUUAGGGAUGACUCUUGUAAGUUGAGUUGGAGGAAGAAAUGGACAUAUAGUUACAGCUUUUAUAUCUGUUUAAAGGUUUUUGCAUCCUAACCUGGUGCUGGUCACAUCGGGUGCCCGUGGGUAGAGGGAAGGACGUGCAAAUGGAGCGUUUGUUAAAUUUGGAGGAGCUACAUUAGUUAUUGCCGACUGUGCCUGAGUGUAUCGAACAAUGUUCUGCCUGGACUUUGGGACUUGGCUUUAUACUAGUUCUGUCUGAACUCUCUGUUCCAUCUCUUGUGUUGGUCUCCUUCAUCCACCCUCUUUCCCAGAACUGCUCCCUCCAAAGCUGGUGUAUCCCUGGUAUUCAUCAUCCUCUGGCUUAACGCAGUAGAUUUAUUUUUUGAAGACAACUCCAUCCGUGAAAGCCGUAAUUAUAUUGACGGGUGAAGUUUCCAAUAGCUGCCCUGGACACGGAUGCAGUCUGAUCACCAGCAGGCAAGAUUUCCUAGCUAAGGUAGACAAAAGUGCUGGAGAAACUCAGUGGUUGCAGCAGCAUCUAUGGAGCGAAGGAGAUAGGCAACGUUUCGGGCCAAAAUCCUUCUUCAGACUGGGUUUUUCAGACCGGGUUUCGGCACGAAAAGUUGUCUAUCUCCUUCGCUGCAUAGAUGCUGCUGCACCCGCUGAGUUUCUCCAGCACUUUUGUCUACCUUCGAUUUUCCAGCAUCUGCCGUUCCUUCUUAAACAAAAAAGAUUUCCUAGCUACAUCCCUUCCUCAUUCCAUAAAGAAACCAUUGCCAUUUCCACUAACAAUGUUGUUUUGUGCAUUGUUGACUGAUGUUUUACAACUGCAAAGCCUGUUGAUGUCUGUUGAAGAUUAAACAGUAAAGAUGGUUUCAAUCUGCAAUAA